This is a messenger RNA of Sporothrix brasiliensis 5110, 312 nucleotides long. RefSeq lists its product as uncharacterized. The transcript has a single exon. The coding region runs from base 1 to 312 and encodes 103 amino acids. The record is from RefSeq and is a predicted model, not a curated record. NCBI's taxonomy places the organism in Eukaryota, Fungi, Ascomycota, Sordariomycetes, Ophiostomatales, Ophiostomataceae.
AUGCUCGCCAUCCACUCGGCGAUUGCCAGCCAGUACUGGCACUUCACCGUUACCGUGCAGUGUAGAGGGAUGAGUGGCACAUUCACCACUCUGGGUCACAAGACGCAGCUUCGCAACGAAGGCACAUUGGUGGCCGGCCGCCGCGAGUGGCAAGCAUAUAUGAUUGAAGUGUGCGACCAAGAGUUCUCUUGGUCCGAGGAGGGCACGUCGACUCUUCGUGUCACGCUCGCGGCUGUUGGGCCCCUGGGAAGCGACGUCUUGGCGUGCUAUGAGGUCCUGUAUGAUUGGCUGUCGGACGACACCGUUCAUUGA